AUGCGCAAGCGCCUCCCCUCCUUUCUCAAGACCCAACUUGAGGAGCACCGGAUCGGCAAAUCCGCCAAGCUGCAGGCUGCCGCGGAGCUCCUCGCUCAAGCCCGAUCCAUCAACCUGCCGUCCCCACUGCCGCUCGGCACCGCGGGUUCCUCUUCGUCCAGCACCGUCUACCGCCCGCCCGCACCAGCGUCACCGGCCUACCGCCCACCAGUGAUGGCGUCGACACCUUCCUCCUCCAACAACAACAAGAAGAAGAAGCCCCCCAGCAAUGCUGCUUCUUCCUCGACUGCCCCACCUGCGGCGCAGGCCGGCUUCCAGCCUGGCAUCAACCCAUGGACCGGGCUGAACCAUUCUUGUUCUUACAUUAGAGAGUUCAUGGCUGACACUCAUGGACAAAGGUUUGAUUUACCUAUUCAAAACAAUUUAUGCGAGGAACUUUGA
Messenger RNA from Miscanthus lutarioriparius, 441 nucleotides. The record is from the annotation of a GenBank genome assembly. Lineage: Eukaryota; Viridiplantae; Streptophyta; Magnoliopsida; Poales; Poaceae.